AUGGAUGCUCUCGCGCCUUCCGUGUCCACCUCCACCGCUGCUGCUCUCCCCUUCCUCCGUCCUGCGGGGAACGGCGGCCGUGUGUACUGUUCCGGUCGAGGCCGUCGAUCUGCGGCGGCGGCUACCUUCUGCUCCUCCUUCGGGGUCCCUCUGUUCCUCUCUGCCUGCAGCAGCAACAGCGAGGGGAGAUGGCGGCGGGGUAGGGGGCCUCCUUGUGCCUCCAUCGGCGGCGCUGAUGGCGGGGACGAAACAUCGGAGAGGGAGAGCGCGAAGCAGAGUAGUGAUGAGGUCGAUGAUGUGGAGAGGGCUCUCGGCAUGGACGGAGGAAUCCCGAGGACAUCCGGGGAGUUCCUGCGGCGGGUAUCAUCCCGUGCCUACGGCAUGCGACGGGACCUGCAGCAAACCCUAGACUCGAUCAGUUACGACGGUAAACUGCUCCGUUCCCUUCUCUCCUUCGACGAAUUCCCGGAUGAUACUCCUUUCGUGUGGUUGAAGGAUCGCUUUCCAAUCUGCCAUAUAUUUUUUUUUCUCAAGUCCAAUGAUGAAACCUGCAACUCCGCUCUACAAGUGACUGGAUCUCUGUUGAUCUCGAAGACUCCAUGAGAUGUGCAUGUCUGCUGAAACAUUAGGGUGAUCUUCGAUAACCAAUCAGAAAGAAGCUCCAACAUGAUUCCAUUUCACUUGCUCACUGGUAGAAUUUAUUCUUGAUGUUCUUAGAAGAGGGUCAUCAAUCCUACGCGGCGGAUUCUCCCGACCUGUGCGUGAGAAAGCAGGCUCAUCACACGGAAACUUGCUUGGAUCUCCGAUGAGUAAUGCCUUUUGGGCAGCAGAUCGGCCACUGUUCUCUGAUUUUGUUGCCAAAUUUCUGGAGUCUGAAUACUAUGUGCCUUGUGAUUGUUGAUGCUCGACAUGUCAAAAUUGUUUUCACUAUGCUUUUCCUUUUCCUCUUCUUUCAGUGUUAGAUUCAAAUCCAUGGCGAGGAAAUCCAAAACCUGUCUAUGUUCUCACUCAAAGAGAAAACCAGAUAUGGACGAUGAAAACGAGGAUGAAUCGUAGGUCUGUCCUGGUUCUCUUUUCCUCCAAUCCCUUCGAUACAGCGGAAAGCUUGCAGACCGACUGACCAUUUUCGGGUGCGCAGUGAAGUGGAAAGGGAGCUCGGUCUCCUGUUUUCUAGAGGAAAGAGGCAAUCUGACGUAGGAAACAAGUCGAAGAGCUCCAGUACCGGGUUCAAGUUCCGAAUGCUCGUAGAAGAUAUCAGGGAAGGAGUCCUUGUAAGUAAACAUCUCAGACAGGACUCCAUGGUGGAAUAGAUCUUCAUCAGAAAUCCUGGAUGCGAUCAGAAUCCUCCGAUGGAAGUUCACAUCGCCAGAUCUGGCCUUGUUUCAGGUUUUCGAAGACGAGCAAGAUGCCGCGAAAUACUGCGAUCUGCUUCAGGGGGGAGGCCAGGGCUGCGAAGGCAUUGCGGAGCUCGAAGCGUCGUCGGUGAGGAGGGGACGAUUGCCGAAUCCUUUCCAGUCAUCCAUGUCGAUUGCUUACGAGCUGCUCUCCUCGUCCAGGUCUUCGACAUUUGCCAGAAGAUGAAGGCCCUCGCCGUCCUCUUCCGCCGGGGGAGAACGCCGCCAUUGCCGGAGAACCUUCAGCUCAAUCUCCGCGCUCGGAAGCGCUCUCUGGAGGACCAGGAGGACGUCUGA
Messenger RNA from Spirodela intermedia, 1691 nucleotides. The record is from the annotation of a GenBank genome assembly. NCBI's taxonomy places the organism in Eukaryota, Viridiplantae, Streptophyta, Magnoliopsida, Alismatales, Araceae.